This is a messenger RNA of Octodon degus (degu), 2000 nucleotides long. It is a transcript of the gene Aatf, whose product is annotated as apoptosis antagonizing transcription factor. The record is from RefSeq and is a predicted model, not a curated record. Lineage: Eukaryota; Metazoa; Chordata; Mammalia; Rodentia; Octodontidae. The coding region runs from base 156 to 1844 and encodes 562 amino acids. Gene Ontology annotation, cellular component: nucleolus; nucleus. The transcript has 12 exons. Gene Ontology annotation, biological process: regulation of transcription by RNA polymerase II.
GAAGUUGCCGGCUGGGAGCUGAACGCGCGGCUCUGUGCGGUCCCUGGCUGUGCUGAGGAGCAGUGUCAGGCUAGGGGAGCCGGCCAGAAGAGAGCGUCUUGGCCGGAGAACUGACCGCACGUUCGCAUGCCCAGCUUCGACCAGGACCUGGGAAGAUGGCGGGGCCGCAGCCUCUAGCUCUACAGCUGGAACAGUUGUUGAACCCGCGACCGCGCGAGGCGGAUCCUGAGGCCGACCCGGAGGAGGCUACAGCAGCCAGAGUGAUUGACAGGUUUGAUGAAGGGGAAGAUGGGGAAGAUGAUUUCCUGGCAGUGGGUAGCAUUAGAAAACUGGCAUCUGCCUCCCUCUUGGACACAGACAAAAGGUAUUGUGGCAAGGCCACCUCUAGAAAAGCUUGGAAUGAAGACCACUGGGAGCAGACUCUGCCAGGUUUAUCUGAUGAAGAAAUAUCUGAUGAGGAGAGUUCUGAAGAUGGAGACUCAGAGGCACUGGGUCUAGAGGACUCUGAGGAGGACAACCUGAGUGCUUCUGAGGAACAGGAUGCUGCUGAUGCUGAAGGGAGCAGCCCAGCCUGGAAGAAGAGUGGGAGCUGCUCUGCAGAAGCACCAGGCUUUAGUUUCCAGAGCGUCAGUGACUUUGAAAAGUUUACUGAGGGAAUGGAUGACCUUGGGAGCAGUGAAGAGGGAGAAGAGGAAGAAAGUGGCGUGGAAGAAGGGGACAGCGAAGAAGACUUGGAGGGUGAGAGUGAGGGAGACAGGGCCGGAGGAGACAGGCGGAGUGAAGAUGACGGUGUGGUGCUGACCUUCUCCAGCACCAAGGUUUCCGAGGAAGUGGAAAAGGGAAGAGCUGUGAAGAACCAGAUAGCACUGUGGGACCAGCUCUUGGAGGGAAGGAUCAAACUACAAAAAGCUCUGUUGACCACCAAUCAGCUGCCUCAACCAGAUGUUUUCCCUGUUUUCAAGGACAAAGGUGGUUCAGAAUUUAUCAGCGCCCUGAAAAACAGUCACAAGGCACUUAAAGCGUUGUUGAGGUCAUUGGUAGAUCUUCAGGAAGAGUUGCUUUUCCAGUACCCAGAUACUAGAUAUCUAGUAGAUGGAACAAAGCCAAAAGAGGAAAGUGAGAUUUCUAGUGAAGAUGAUGAACCAGUGGACAGAAAGCAGAAGAGAAGGGCACUGCCGAAGAGGAAGCUGGAGAUGGAUGCCUAUCCUGGCUUCAUGGCAAAGCGCUUCGCUGACUUUACUGUCUACAGGAACCGCACGCUACAGAAGUGGCAUGAUAAAACUAAACUGGCUUCUGGAAAGCUGGGCAAGGGUUUUGGUGCCUUUGAACGCUCCGUCUUGACUCAGAUUGAUCACAUUUUGAUGGACAAAGAGAGAUUACUGCGAAGGACACAAACCAAGCGCUCUGUCUACCGAGUUCUUGGCAAACCUGAACCAGCAGCUUCACCUAUCCCAGAGAAUUUGCCAGGAGAACAGGAGAUCCUUCCACAAGUCCCUGCCAAUGCUCACUUGAAGGACUUGGAUGAAGAAAUUUUUGAUGAUGAUGACUUUUACCAUCAGCUCCUUCGAGAACUCAUAGAACGGAAGACCAGCUCCUUGGAUCCCAAUGAUCAAGUCGCCAUGGGAAGGCAGUGGCUUGCAAUCCAAAAGCUACGAAGCAAAAUCCACAAGAAAGUAGAUAGGAAAGCCAGCAAAGGAAGGAAACUUCGGUUUCAUGUCCUUAGCAAGCUCCUGAGCUUCAUGGCACCUAUUGACCAUACGACAAUGAAUGAUGAUGCCAGGACAGAGUUGUAUCGAUCUCUUUUUGGGCAGCUCCACUCUCCCGCCACAAGCCACGGGGACUGACGCCGCAGCUCCCUCCCGGCACCGUCCAAUGGAGGCUGCCCGACCUGACAGGGACAGGGACGUCGGGCCUGGGGAGGUGCUCGCGCCUCCUCUCUGCCCAACACUGCCACCUCCCCGUGUCCUCUCCCCAUCACAAAUAAAAGUACUGUCACUGCG